AUGGCAUCUUCUUCUAAACUAGAACAGCUCCGACACUAUCUGUCGAGCCUGGACCCGAAGAACUUAUUAGAAGGAGUUUCAUUCCACUAUGACACAGCCAACGAACUCGGCUUCAAACCUGGCGACCCAUUUGACUUCUUCGUCGCCACUCCAUUUGGCAAGUGGUCUGAUACAUCACCUCCAAUUCCCAACGUCGUUGCCGCUGCUGUGUCCGAGGCUUUGGUGAAUGGCAUGGCCUCAAAGAACAUAUCGAUCGGUCAAAAUGGAUCCAAGUACAUGUUCAUCGACUUACUCACCCUCGCACCAUUCAACUCCACUUUCUUCACCAAGGGCAUCAGUCCAACUCUGAACAAGCUCGUCAAUGGUCUUCCAAGUGAUUUCACGCCAGUUAUCCGUCUACUAUGCGGCGACAACGGCAUCACCGCAGCUCAGUUCAAGGACGCUAGUAACGGAUCCGGGUGGAACGACUACAAGCAGAUUUUCUGGUCUAACAAUCAGCCAUCCAUCACGCACCCCAAGGCAGAGCUUUACAUUGGCUUCUACAACCCCGACUUCAAGUUUCAGCCCGGAGGUAGUGAGGCGUGGGUGAAGAAGCUUCAAGCCGAGCUCAAGAACUACUUGAACAACUCAGCUUUGUCCGGCCAUCCCUGGGUAAUCGAUCUGGCCACCAUUCUCGUCAGCGAUGGCCUCUUACCUCUCGCCAAAGUCGCCGAGAGUAAAGGGCUUCCAGCUCUCAGCUGGAACCACGCAAAGGUCACGGCGGUCAAUGGUACCACGAUGACUACGGGAGGUGCGAACCUGUGGGACAGCUAUGGCGAUACCCAGGUUGGAACCUUCGACUCUAUGGUCAAGAUCAGAGGCGAUGCAGCUAUUGAAGCCCACAAAUAUGCUGAUGCUUUCUACCUCAACGAUAUUCCUUCCGACGACAAUGCUUCAUUCCGACAUUCCAUCAAGCUCUCAGGGCCGACCCCAACAGGGGCAGACAGCUUUCAGACAGACACAGUUCCACUUUUUAGUGACACCAAGCAGUCUGUGAAGAACUCUGGGUCGCAAGCAGUUUUGACAACCAGUAACGUGGGCGAUCGUCUUCCCGGAUCUGGUAAACACCGGUACCCUAUCCUGGUCUUGAAUGUCGUGAAAGACAUUUUGAUGCAAUUGGUGUACAUGCAGACCACGAAAGGCAUCAACCCCUCGAGUGGCGCAACCCCUGACUUGAAGGUCAUGAACACCGUCAUCGAUGUGCUGAGCGAUCAAUCCAUCCUCCCCGCCAUGCAGCGGUUUGGCCUCAGCCCCGCCGUAUGGGCAAGCAAAGCCGCGCGAUUCCACGCUAUCGAGAAUGCGACGAGCAACAUUACACUCGCUCAGGAGAUCUUUGUAGAACCAUUCUUGCGAGGCAAUCCAGGCGCCAAUGCCAUCAAGGGGUGGCUCAACACCAAACUUGGUCUCGACUGGGAUGAGUACGUGGUCCCGUACGACGUUAUGCAGGCCAUGUGCAAGGGUCUGCUUAAUAUUGUCAAGACUCAUCCUCAGGAUAAGAGCUUCGGGAUGUACAUCUUGCUCACCACGAAAGAUGCCGGAGGAGGCUAUGGAGAUCCGUACUCGUGGGAAACCUUCCGGGAAAUCCUGACUGGCCUUCUCGGCGCACAAGAACUGCCGUCAGGUACCACUGCUGCGGAGAUUAUCCAAGACCGGCUCCAUUGCAAGAGAAUAAUGCAGAACGAUAAUCGGUAUGGCCAACACAAGUAUAAUGAGCAGCAUGGUGUCUGGAUUGACGAUACGAAGAACAUUGAGGCAUGGUACAGCCAGUACUUUGAUACUGCAUGGGAAAAGGGAGCCGACAUUAAACUAUCAACUAUCAUCGUAGCCGUCGUCGGCUUCGCUGCCACCAGCGUCAACGCCCAAUGGUACCCAGCCCGCAACUGGACAAACUGCAUCGCCGCCACCGGCGGAAACGGCACCAAAGGCAUCAGAGAAGCCCACGCCUUCUUCAACGAGGCCUGGGGCCGACCACGCCUCCGUAUUCAGCAACAGUCGUCCUAUGCCGUCAUCUGCUACGGCCUCAUUUUCGGCAUCGUCAAUGACGACAAGAUGGGCUGGUUCGAGGCGGCCAACGAUCGCGACAUAGUAGCUCUCGAAGACCCUGGUACGGCGAGUGAGUGCAAGUGGUACCCGAGGGCGCACGAAUUCACGCGUUAUUACUUCUUUGGGAGGGAGAGGGAGUGGAUUAUGGAUAAUCGAGCCUACAUUCGUCGAUGCAACGAGGUUGAAAGGCCUAUGGAGGGUACUUAA
Colletotrichum lupini is the source of this 2289-nucleotide messenger RNA. RefSeq lists its product as uncharacterized. The record is from RefSeq and is a predicted model, not a curated record. NCBI's taxonomy places the organism in Eukaryota, Fungi, Ascomycota, Sordariomycetes, Glomerellales, Glomerellaceae. The transcript has 5 exons. Bases 1 to 2289 code for a protein of 762 amino acids.